UCCUUGAGUCCUCGAAUUCUCGUGGUGCUGCUGGUUGCUGGUGUAGUUGAAGAGGUUCCGCUAUGUUAAACUAGUAAUGGUGAAAUUUCUACACUUUUUAAAAACAAAUGCUUAUUUUAUAAACAAACAUACCUCCCCCCUUGCUUCUACCCUUUCUUUAGUUCAGUCCAAAAGUUUUAGCACCUCCAGAAACAUGUUUAGAUCAGCCGUUUUUAAUCUUCAUGAAGGAAGUAAAGAUCAAGUGCAGGAAUUUUUAAAUUCCUUUGACACAGUUUUAACUGACUGUGACGGUGUUCUGUGGAUCGAAAAUAAUGCAAUACCAGGGUCCGCUGAUGCAAUGAAUUAUUUUCGAAAAAUUGGAAAGAAAAUAUUUUACGUAACUAAUAACUCUACAAAGAUCCGCAGUGAUUUUGCAGCAAAAGCACAGCAGCUGGGAUUUAUUGCUAGUCAGGAUGAAAUACUCUCCACAGCAUACCUAGCAGCACACUACCUCAAAGGUAUAGGAUUUACUAAGAAAGUGUACUUAGUUGGUUCUAAUGGUAUAGGAGAAGAGUUGAAGGCAGUUGGAAUAAGGCAUACAGGAAUUGGACCUGAUCAUGUUAAACCAGAUUUCAAAUCAAUGAAGCCAUCAGACCUAGACCCUGAAGUGGGAGCAGUGGUGGUUGGCUUUGACGAGCAUGUAAGCUAUCCAAAAUUCAUGAAGGCAGCCUCUUACCUCGCGUCCGAGGAUUGCCUGUUCAUCGCAACUAAUACUGAUGAGAGGUUUCCAAAAGGCGGCUCUAUCGUUGUGCCGGGUACGGGCACCAUCGUACGCGCGGUGGAGACGUGCUCGGAGCGGAAGGCGCUCGUGCUCGGUAAGCCCCACGCCUACGUCAGGAAGUUCCUUGAGUCCUGCGGGCUGGAUCCGGCGCGGACGCUCAUGAUUGGCGACAGAUGCAACACAGACAUCGAGCUGGGAGUCCGCUGCGGCUUCCAGACCCUCCUAGUGCUAUCCGGGGUCACAUCUCCUAAAGACUUGGAGAAGAUCCGGAAUGAAAAGAAACCGCCGCUACCCGACGUGGUUCUACCUAAGCUGGGCGACUUGAUGUCACUGCUGCCGUCAUAACAUGAUCAACAAUCUAACAGAUUUUUUAAAUAAAGGAACAAUGAAAAAAAUUGAGCAAUACACGAGCUUGCGACUCUGGGAUACCAGUCUGCCGCCUUAACUUACAGUCCUCGACAAAUACUUCCAUCAUAUCGUUCAUUGUCGUAUGACAAAUCGCAGAUGUGUUUACGCCUUAAGGGGUCGCCAGAAGUAAAUUUUUCCAUUGAUCCUAUAUUUCAGAAAUAGUGAUAUUGUUAACAGACGGCUCUGUUUAGCGCAAUAUUAGUCCAUAUGAUGAUAAUAAUUCUGAAUAUAUGCGAUGAUAAUUAUGAAUUUUGGAAUUUCCUAAAGAUAUUUAUUAGACGGAAGCUGUCUAAGUGUUACUACUCAAACGACGAGUGGUGAUAAGGUCAGAUAAUCUGUUAACCUACUUUCCUGUAAUAUUAAAAAUUCAACAGGCAAAACACAACUUCCAUAUAUUCUUUUUGACUCAAAGGAAUUAUUUUCAUUUAAAGGACUUGACUAGUGUAUUUUAAAUUGGCCUUGUAGUAGUUGCGCCUGACACUAUACGAAUAAAGACAUCGAGUAAGUACUUGUUAUCUACGGCGAUAAAAUCUACUAUUAGAUGAGGACAGAGUUAACGAUCUUAGACAAAUAUUAGUGCAAACUAUAGGUUAACUUUCGUUACGUUGUGAUAACUUAAUAAGCGUUAAUAACAUAAUAGGUAUUUUCAAUAUUGUUUUUUGUGUAUUCAUUUUGUUUGUAAAAAUCUUAGCUUGUCGUUUGUUGGGUUUUUAAAAUUAAUCACGUAUUUUUUUGCAUUUAUUCAAAUAUUGCCAACAUUCGUCGAAAUUGUAGUAGGCCAAUUUGAAUUAAGUAUGUGCCUAUUUUUGAGGUGUCAUUAUUUCUAUACUCUGGCACAGCCACCUUGUCAGUAGAAAAAUACGGCAAAUUUAAAAAAUGCAGGCGUGAAGAGGUGACUUCCGAUACAAAAUAUGAAUUUCGCGCCUUAUUCUGCUGACGAGUUGGGUGUGUUUCAGUAUAAAUGUGUAUGCAACGUUACUGACCUCUUGCCAAGAUUUUUAUAAACAUGUUUUUGUUUUGCUUGCCAUAGACAAUAAUUAUCAUACGUCGGCUUAUGCUCGCCUUACUUAGUAGAAUCGGGAUUAUUAGCCUAUAAUUUGUUCAAAGGGUGGUCGUGGUUUCAAUUUCGUUUGAUACUGGAAUACCAAAUGAAUGAAAUUAUCGGUUCGCCUUUUAUUUUGUAAACGCACAUAUCGACGAGUUGAAACUACUCCACCAGAGUACUUAGAAACACGAAAUAAUGCAAUUUUGUCCCAUAUGGACUUUAACGAAACUUAGGUAACUCUGCGGUUGUAUUUUAUAUUGUAGUCAUCGCUACAUAAUUGUAAUUAUGUAUCAGUUUAAAUGGUGAUGAGCUGUGUUCAAAAUAUUUAUAUAGAAAUAGGGUUCCCACUUCCCGCCCCUUUUUAAUAAAAGAGACCGAUUUACAGUAUUACUGAUCCCAGUCCCAAAAAAGGCUGCUAAAUGACAGAUGUGCAAACGCCGAAGAAGUCAUCAUUAAACUUUAAUGUUUUUACUAGAUGGCGCUAUUAUUAACAGGAAUGUCAGCCAUACUCUUGCUGACCAUCGGUGUAAAUCACAUCUUAGUAAUAAUUAUUAUGGUGUUGAUGAUAAGUUUCACAAGAUCAUCACAAAAUAGGCCAUUGAGUUACCGUCAUCUAGUAAAGCUGCUACUUUCACGGCAUAUUUAGCUGACUUUGCAUGUCUGUAUAAGUUCAGUUGUCUCUAAUAAGUACUAGAGUUAUUUCCAGCAAUAGUAUUGAGAUCUUGUUGCUAAUAAUAUAUAAUAUUUUUAUUUAUGUCUUUAACUGUAUGACAGUUCUUUAUUUAUUAUCUUGGGAUUCUAUUAGAAUUAUCAUUUAUACCUGUUAGGUACUUAUACUUAUACCUAUUUUAUUAUGAAUUAAUUGAAAUACUUAAUAGCCCAUUUGCUACUAUUUUAUUGAUUUGAUAUUUAGUGUCCCAAACCAUAAUCAGUUUUAAAUGUCAUACCUACUAAAGCUUUAAGGCGAAUGACAUGUGGUAUGUUAUUGUAAGCCACCGUGGAACCUUCUUCUAUAAACUUCUUAUAGUAUACCUAACAUCGAAUCGAUUACACGGGAACAUUGAUAUAUGCUACAUUGUAGGGAUUGGGUACUUCUACGAUGCUUAUUAAGGACAAUGAUUCAUUGAUUGUGUAUACAAUGUGUAAAGUUUUAAGAAAAACCAUGCCCAGAGUUUGACAGCUGAAAAAGAUAGCGCUGUACGGCGUC
Messenger RNA from Cydia splendana, 3420 nucleotides. RefSeq names its product glycerol-3-phosphate phosphatase. The transcript has 6 exons. The record is from RefSeq and is a predicted model, not a curated record. Lineage: Eukaryota; Metazoa; Arthropoda; Insecta; Lepidoptera; Tortricidae. The coding region runs from base 77 to 1105 and encodes 342 amino acids. Gene Ontology annotation, molecular function: phosphatase activity.